AUCUCAACUUUUCAUCAGUUUGAGAUAAAUUGUGAACGUAUUGGCAACACCGCUCACAUUAUAGAUUGGAAAACUCUACAACACACUGUGUGUCGUUCGAUGAGCUGAUCGAAGGAGAACAAAAAAUUAUUUUUAUUUCGAAAUUGUAAUUUUAAAAUUCGUUUUCAACAAUGGCUGGAAGGUUUAUCGUUUGCUUUGUCGCUGCGUUCGCUUUAAUUCAACCGUUCAACAGCCUACCGGCAGCCGAACAUAAACCACACGAAGUGAUUUACCGCAAUUCGAAAGGAGAAUACUAUACCAGCGACGGUACGAUAUUAUCCGAUCAGUAUCCGAUAUACUUCCGGCAAAAUGCACAAGAACCGAAAAAGGACCAUGUCGUCAUCGUCGAACCCACAGUCACAUACACUCGUCAAGCCGAAUACACGUCCACCCAAGCAUCACCAGCGACCACUACAUUCCGAGCAUCGCCACAGGAAAGUCAAGCCAAUUUCCGGCCAUACCACGGCGGUGCAGAAACUGCGUCAACGGUUGCAUAUUAUCCGUAUUACAUUCGUGCCGCAUCAAGCAGCCAAAGUGAUACAAGUAAUCGUGUUGUAGUCGAUGUCGCUGAUCCAUCGUACCAACGAUUUGUGCCCAGAGACCAAGCGGUUCGGGACGAACGUGGUCAAAGUCAAACAUAUUAUUACUACAGUGACGGUCGUACACAGACGUCGUCACAAGCGCCACCAUCACUGCCGCCACCACCGCCACCACCUCAACCGACUAUUGCAUCAAGAUCGAGCGUCCGAUUCUAUUUCCCGAACGGCACUGCCAUUAACACCUACUACACUCAAGACAACAAGCAAGUCAUGGACAUCCAUCCCAACCAAUAUCUAAUUCAAGUGACCGAAUUGACCACAACAACUACAACACCACGUCCCACCACCACCGAUUGCCCACCAUAUCCUCAUCCAUGCAAUACGGUAGUCUACCAACAAACCACUCAGUGUUGCAAGUGUUAUCUGGUGCCGAGCCGUUGUUGCCCGUGUACCUAUCCCAAUCAAAAGAAAUAGAAUGUUCUGUCACUGGGAUGCGAUAUGCAUAUUAAAAUAGUCCUUGUAUUAUGAAACUGGUGGUAUGACCAAAACUAGCUUGUGAAAUGGGUUUAAAUAAAAAUCAAAAAGUUAAUCAGUCAAA
This is a messenger RNA of Bradysia coprophila, 1176 nucleotides long. RefSeq lists its product as uncharacterized. Lineage: Eukaryota; Metazoa; Arthropoda; Insecta; Diptera; Sciaridae. The record is from RefSeq and is a predicted model, not a curated record.